Molecule: messenger RNA, 1278 nt
Organism: Lithohypha guttulata
Lineage: Eukaryota; Fungi; Ascomycota; Eurotiomycetes; Chaetothyriales; Trichomeriaceae
Gene: MP65
Product: Cell surface mannoprotein mp65
Exons: 2
Coding region: 1-1278 (425 amino acids)
Biological process (GO): carbohydrate metabolic process; cell wall organization
Cellular component (GO): fungal-type cell wall; extracellular region; cell surface
Molecular function (GO): glucan endo-1,3-beta-D-glucosidase activity
Source: RefSeq, a predicted model, not a curated record
AUGAAGAUUGUAGCUUUCCUAGCCACAACUAGUCUGGUGCAAGCCGGGCUAGCCUCUGCUAUCCCAGCUUUCGAGCACAAUCGGUUCCAUGACGCAAAACGAGACACAGCACCCGUCGUGGUAACCGAGACAACCACUUUCUACCAGACUGUGGUAUGGGUCGAUCGCAAUGGCAAGCCAGUCAGCACGGAGAUAAAUGACCCUCCACCAGGCGCAGCGACCUCGUUAGCUGCAUCUUCCUCUCCCUCCUCAGUACCAAGUCCACCUUUCGGUACAAUAGCAGGGUCGGACUUUGGUGCGCGCAAGCGGCCAUCGAUGAGCCGAGAUCCUCCACCCCAAUCCGCAUCUCCUACCAUUCAGAAAACCUCCUCCCUCCCAAGUAGUGAACCACAAGCCGAGCCGUCGUCUACCAACAUACAACCACCGCAAAGUAGCGCCACAGGAAGUCCGAGUUCUGGAGGAAGUGACACUGUCGCUCCUGGUGGAAUGGGAAUAUGCUACGACAUGAUCGACAGCAGCACCAACUGCAAGAAGCCAGAUACCAUCAGCGCUGAGUUCGGAUUCCUGCGGUCUCAAGGCUAUGGCAUGGUACGUGUCUACGAUGUUGGCUGCCCGAUCGGUGACUUUAUUGCUGCUGCUUCAAGCCAAGGCUUAAAACUAAUGAUCGGCACCAACUCAAUAAAACCGCAAGAUCUCGACAUCCUCAUUGGUAUGGUGAAUGGCAAUUGGGGUCCAGUAGACACCGUCUACCUUGGCAAUGAGCUCGUGCAAAACGGCGCUGCGUCCUCGGGUGACGUGGCGGCCUAUGUUAACACGGGUCGAGGCAUUCUGAGGGCCAAAGGCUUCAAUGGAAACGUUGUCACCGUCGAUACUUUCUUCGUGAUGCAGAACGACCCUACAAUAUGUUCUACAUCCGAUUACUGCGCUGCCAACGCUCAUGCCUUUUUCGAUCCCAACACAUCAGCCGAGAAUGCCGGUACAUCCGUGCUGAACUCUUAUGCCGCUGUUCAGGCAACAAACCCAGGCAAGAAGGUCGUUAUUACCGAGUCUGGUUGGCCAUGGAAGGGUAGCUGCAACCAGAAAGCAUGCCCGUCAGUCGAGAAUCAGAGAACUGCUAUGAACAGUGUCAUCCGUGCAUUCGCUGACAAGCCGGGCAAUCUAUAUCUCUUCCAGGCCUACAAUGCAGGCUACAAAGGACCAGGCGCAUAUGGCGUGGAGCAAUUCUUUGGCAUCUACGACUCAGACCACUACGCCGGUGGAAUCGGUUCCUCAGCAUGA